GACUCCCAGCUGCUCUGUGUACUGUAGCCUGAUCAUCAUGCGUGAAAUUGUGCAUCUCCAAAUUGGACAAUGUGGCAACCAGAUCGGCUCAAAGUUUUGGGAAGUGAUCAGUGAAGAACAUGGACUCAAUGCAACAGGCCUCUAUGAGGGAGAGAGCGACCUCCAGCUGGAGAGGGUCAAUGUCUACUUCAAUGAGGCACAUGGUGGUAAAUAUGUCCCGAGGGCCCUGCUUGUUGACCUGGAGCCGGGCACAAUGGACAGUAUAAGAGGAAGCCGCAUCGGAGCCCUUUUUAGGCCAGACAACUUCAUCCAUGGGAACUCAGGGGCUGGGAAUAACUGGGCGAAGGGCCACUACACAGAGGGAGCGGAGCUGGUGGAGCAGGUGAUUGACAGGGUGAGGAACGAGAGUGAAAGCUGUGAUUGCCUGCAGGGCUUCCAGCUGGUUCACUCACUGGGGGGUGGCACCGGCUCUGGCAUGGGAACCCUCAUCAUCAACAAGAUCCGAGAGGAGUACCCCGACCGCAUCAUGAACAGCUUCAGCAUCAUGCCCUCCCCGAAAGUGUCUGACACAGUGGUGGAGCCCUACAAUGCCACCCUGUCAGUCCACCAGCUCUUGGAGAACACGGACGAGACCUUCUGCAUCGACAAUGAGGCCCUCUACGACAUCUGUUUCCGCACGCUGAAGCUGACCACGCCGACUUAUGGGGACCUCAAUCACUUGGUCUGCAUGACCAUGAGCGGGGUCACCACCUCUCUGAGAUUCCCUGGACAGCUCAACGCAGACCUGAGGAAGCUGGCUGUCAACAUGGUGCCUUUCCCUCGCCUCCACUUCUUCAUGCCAGGCUUUGCACCUCUGACGGCCCGCGGCAGCCAGCAGUAUCGAGCCCUCACCGUGCCUGAGCUCACCCAGCAGAUGUUUGAUGCUCGCAACAUGAUGACAGCGUGCGACCCAAGGCGGGGGCGCUACCUCACGGUUGCGGGCAUGUUCCGAGGCCGGAUGUCUACCAAAGAGGUGGACGAACAGAUGCUUGCAGUGCAACAGAAAAACAGCAACUACUUUGUGGACUGGAUCCCCCAUAACGUCAAGGUGGCUGUGUGUGACAUCCCACCCCGAGGCCUCAAAAUGGCCUCUACCUUCAUCGGGAAUAACACGGCCAUUCAGGAGAUAUUCCGCCGUGUGGGCGAGCAGUUCACCCUGAUGUUCAGACGCAAGGCUUUUCUCCACUGGUAUACGGGGGAAGGUAUGGAUGAACUGGAGUUCACUGAGGCAGAGAGCAACCUCAACGACCUGGUGUCGGAGUACCAGCAGUACCAAGAUGCCACUGCUGAUCUAGGUUGGGAAGCAGAGGAUGAGGAAGAGGAGGAAGGCUCAUCACUACUGACAACAAAAGUUCAGUCUCAGGUGGAAGUUAAAAAGGAAACAGUGCCGGAAACAAGCAAAGACACUGUAGAUGAGUAGAAGACAUAGGGCAUACAGUGUGGCGUGUAGGUUUGACACCUUGUUGCAAGGAUGCUGAAAUGUUGGAUUGUGGAUCUGAAAAGGAACUAUUAUUCUGUUGUUUAAUUUAUGCAUUUGGUUGAUUUAGAUAGACUUAACUUGAUAAAAGGUGCUGUGACAUUUAAACAAUAGUGCUUAUUGUCUUUUAUGUUUUCUUCAAAUGAUUUCAUAAGCUUGUAUAUUUGUUUUUAAAAAAUAAGAGAUUUUCCUUUUAUACUAUUAUACUAAUAUUUUUAAAUCAUGAAAAUUUUGCAUGUAUAUAUGAAAGGUUUUGUUAUGGCAGCUCUAUAUAAUCCAUAAGAAUGAAAUUGUGAUGUUAACACUCCUUGUGAAAUAUCUUUUUUUAUGACCUAAAGUAAAUGUUGCAUUGAGUGUUUUGUCUCUAAGUUAUGACGGUGACGGUAAAAACAGUAAAACCAGAGAGUCUUAGAGUCAUUACAGCACUAAAAAUAGCAAAAUGUUUUCCAACUUCAUUCAGUUUAGUAAUUUGUAGUUAAACUAUUCAACUCAGCUGCAGUGAUGGACAGUACUCUGACAGCACAGUGAUAAUGAUACCGUUCAAGGCUGUCACAGUUUCCUCCCGCUGUUACAAGUCUGGAACAUAGAGAUUAUACAUAACUUGGCCAGGGUGUCUGCACUCUGAGAUAAGCACGCAUGACGUGGAGAUGCCUCUGCUCUACUGCAGUAAAGUUGACUAGACUCAUUUACAGGGAUAAAGGAGAUCACGCUGUAUGUAAGCCACAUGUGAAUAUAGGUUAUGGUGGCAGACGCAGCGCAAUAGGCUUAAAGUUACAAGGUGGCAGUGAGGUCAAGAAGCCAGCGCUCACUCAACAGAUAGCUUUCAGCAGACAAGAAGUUAUUGUUUACACCUGUGCUUGAUUUUGUGACAUGUAAAAAUGUUAUUUAAAAAAAACUUUGUUAUUUGUUAGGAUGUAAGAAUGACAAUGAUGCUUAAAGAUUAGCUCUAAUUGCCCUAAUUUAACCUUUAAAUUAUGCAAUGUCUACUUCUGACCCCUUUUCACAGGUUGCAUAUGUCUUUUGAGUGUGACCGGUUCAAAGGCUCAGCCAAAGAGUGUUUUUUCUUGUUUCAUAUUUUAAGAGUCCAUAAGUAAACUUGUUUUUAUAAGUCAUUCAUGAUCAUAAAGUCUGAGACAAUAAACAUAACUUUCUUCAG
Messenger RNA from Chelmon rostratus (copperband butterflyfish), 2672 nucleotides. RefSeq names its product tubulin beta chain-like. Gene Ontology annotation, cellular component: microtubule; cytoplasm. Lineage: Eukaryota; Metazoa; Chordata; Actinopteri; Chaetodontiformes; Chaetodontidae. The transcript has 4 exons. Gene Ontology annotation, biological process: mitotic cell cycle; microtubule cytoskeleton organization. Gene Ontology annotation, molecular function: GTP binding; structural constituent of cytoskeleton; GTPase activity. Bases 38 to 1459 code for a protein of 473 amino acids. The record is from RefSeq and is a predicted model, not a curated record.